UGAACUAACAACGGCCAUGUUUGAUAUUCGUUUCCUUGGCUGACCUUUUUCCUCUUUGCAGCGACUCUUCUUUGGAUCCGAGGAAUUAUCUGGCGCGGCCGGCCCUCAAGGAGCAUAAUAAUCGGACUAGGAAACUCCAGAAAUCAGGAUGAAUCAUGACUUGAACAGUGUUUGCCGCACUUGCGCCGGCUUCAGCACCAACCUUUUGCCUAUUUUCGGUCAUGAUGGCAUGGAAAAGAAACUCGCAGAAAAAAUCAACCAAAACUUGCCAAUCUCAGUUUAUGAAAACGAUUUGCUGCCCAUAAAAAUUUGUUCGAGGUGCAUAUUUAGUCUUGAAGCCAGUAUUGAAUUCAAAAAUAUCUGCCAAAAAGCUGAAGAAACCCUGAAAAACAUUUUAGCAGAGCAGCAGCCACCUGAUGUUCUCACUGAAAUUCCUAUGCUGCCAGAUGUUGAGAUGGCCGACACAACUGUCAGUAACAACCAAUGGAUCAAACAAGAAAACGUUCCAAUAUGCAAUGCUGCAGGCUUAAGCUUCACGGACAACAACACCUUCACCAUUCACACCCAGCAAUUAGAAACACCGAAAACUGAGUUAAUAUUGCCAGAUAUUGCCCCAGUCGAGACUGUGUUCUACAAUGAGGUGGAGAUUACCAAGAAAAAGCGCACGCGGCCUAUCAUGCCGAAAAUAAUGCCGAUCCCCAUCGCCAACCUCAUGGCGCCGUCGAUGACCAUCAUAACGACUGGCGGGCCAAACAUGACAAAGCAACAACUUCUACCGGUCAUCAAACUUUCCACGUCGCAGAGGCAGAAGUCGGCCAUGGAGCAGUUGAUGACGGAUAAAGUAAUUCCUGUGAAGAACGUGAGACAGAUUCUGCAGAGGAGGCAGCUGAAUAUACCAAGCAGCCUGAUCGACAGGACUGAAUUAGGAAACAAGUCGAUUGUGUUUGGCAGCGAAGAAGAGGGCAUGAACGUUGAAGUUUUUAUCCCGGACGCGCCUUUGGGGAGCACCGACGACCCUAUGGAGACCGUGCCCAUAUGCGUCGACGUCACGGAACACCCGUUCCUCUGCGAAAACUGCGGCAAGGGCUUCAGGAACAAAGCACUCCUGAAGGACCACAUCAUCCGCAAGUACAUCGCCACCAACCCGGAGGAAUUUGAGUUCCCGUGCGAGGAGUGCGGAAAGACGUUCCCGACUAGUUAUAGCCUGAAGGCCCACUUGCGCAAUAAGAGGGCGCAGACUGUCAAGGUGCAGUGCGAGAUCUGCUCGCAGGAGGUCUUGAAGAAAAACUGGCCCACGCAUUUCGCGCGGCACAACCAAGACGAGCGCUUCAAGUGCUUAAUUUGUAAUCAGACAUUCGCUAGCAAUGCUCAACUGAAGCAGCACUCAAGCGUGCACUCCUCUUCCAAAUUCCCAUGCGAGUUUUGCGGCACCACCUUUAACCGAAAGUCGAACCUAACUCUGCACAGGAAAAUCCACACAGAGCCAGAAGCACUGGCGCACCAAGUUAAAUGCGAUAUUUGCAACUACCAGAGUAACGAUCGCUACUACAUGAUGCACCAUCACAAGGUCCACUUCAGCGCCACCCUCAAUGCGUACACUUGCCCAGUUUUGACUUGCAACUUUACCUUCCAAAAUUUCGAUCAAUUGAGGUUACACUGCGCUCAGUCGCACUGCCGCGAGGAGCUGAGUUUGUACACGAAGCGCAAGAAAAGAACGCAGCGCGUAUCCAAAGUGCUGAUCGCGCCGUACCUGUGCAAACUCUGCUCAUCGGUUUUCAACAGGCCGAUUGAGUACAGCUCGCACAUUAGUCAGGAACACGGCGUGCAACUCAUGGCCGGGCAUGCCAUCUUCACGUGCAACCACUGCAAGGACUGCUACGGUUCGCUGGUGGACCUAAACGAGCACCUUGAGUGCCACAUUGAAGCUCACAAAUAUCCGUGCUCCAAGUGCACCGAGACAUUCGCAGUGUUCAACAACAGAAACCAACAUUUGGCAUCGGUUCACAGUACCAAGUUUGAGUGUGAAAUCUGCAAUAUGUCUUUCAUGACUGUGUUCAAACUAAAGGAGCACAUGCCUUCCCACUCAGACAUCAAACCGUUCACAUGCAAGAUCUGCGGAAAGGGCUUCAAGCGGAAACGCACACUGGGAGAGCACCAGAAAGUGCAUUCGGACGUGAAAAAGUUUGAGUGCGAGCAUUGCCAUGCUAAGUUCCGGUGGAAAGGAGACUUGGUCAGGCACGCGACCCGCCACACUGGAAUCAACUUGUACCACUGCAGUGAGUGCGAGUUUUCGAGUAACAAGAGAAAAGAGGUGGAGGCCCAUAUUUCCGAAAACCAUUCCGUCAUCGUUGACAUGCAAGUUUGAUAACGCCACUCAUUUCCAUUUUGUAAUAAAUCGCUUUGAAUUCAAAAUUCAAAUUAACCAUAUAGUUAA
This is a messenger RNA of Cloeon dipterum, 2434 nucleotides long. Its product is annotated as zinc finger protein 678-like. Gene Ontology annotation, biological process: regulation of transcription by RNA polymerase II. The transcript is spliced from 9 exons. Lineage: Eukaryota; Metazoa; Arthropoda; Insecta; Ephemeroptera; Baetidae. The record is from RefSeq and is a predicted model, not a curated record. Gene Ontology annotation, molecular function: zinc ion binding; RNA polymerase II transcription regulatory region sequence-specific DNA binding; DNA-binding transcription factor activity, RNA polymerase II-specific. The coding region runs from base 149 to 2365 and encodes 738 amino acids. Gene Ontology annotation, cellular component: nucleus.